CGCGCUGCAAAAUUUAGAAGGCGGUUGAGAAUUGCAGACCUCAGCUCGUCCUUUGAAACACGAUCCAAACGUGGAACGGGACAACUCCUUCAGUCGAUCCGAGCGCGCGACAAUGAAGCGCAAAGCCGACAAUAUCGAGCCAGCCGCUCCCAAUGGAUCCAAGAAGAAGCAGGCAACUGAAGAAGCCGGCGUUGCAAGUCACUUUAGCCCCGGCCUUUUCGACUCCGAGACUGUCAAACGAUACACGGAUGAAUAUGCAGCUUCCGAGCCCUACAGGCAUGCUGUCGUCUCCAGAUUGAUCGAUGAAACCUUACUUCGCUCCGUCCGUUCCGAGAUCCUAGACAACAUCCAUUUCACGCCAAAGGAAACGGACAUCUACAAGAUCCACCAGUCCGGCGACUUGGCCAAUCUCGAUGGACUGCCGGAGUCCGCGUUGGGGAAAUUGCCGUCUCUGCUGCGGUUGCGGAAUGCCUUGUACAGCCAUGACUUCCGGACUUGGCUCUCGACGGUCACCGGAGCGGGAGCCCUGUCGGGAACGAAGACCGAUAUGGCCGUCAAUGUCUAUGUGCCUGGCUGUCAUUUGCUGUGCCACGACGAUGUGAUUGGAAGUCGCAGGGUCAGCUAUAUUCUGUAUUUGAACGAUCCAGAUGUUCCUUGGGAGGCUGGAUGGGGUGGCGCACUUCGACUCUAUCCUACAGAGCAGCUUCAAGACGACUCUGGCAAGACGGUCAAGCUCCCUACAUCGGACUGGAGUCGAUCGAUUCCACCAGCAUGGAACCAACUGUCUUUCUUCGCUGUACAACCAGGCGAGAGCUUUCACGACGUUGAGGAAGUUUACAAACGACGCGACGGCGAAAAUGGCAAGGAUGGCGGUAGGGUUCGAAUGGCCAUCAGUGGUUGGUUUCACAUUCCACAGGAAGGCGAAGAGGGAUUCGAGCCCGGUCUGGAAGAAAAGAUGGCGGAAAGAAGCUCUCUCCAGCAAUUGCAAGGAAAGGCAGAUGAGUUUGACGAGCCGCAGCUGCAAUGGCAUCAACCCGGAAAAGACAAGGUCAACGAUGAAGACGAAACGCCAGAGCUUUCUGAACAAGAUCUGGAGUUUCUGCUUCAGUACGUGACGGCCAAUUAUCUGACCCCAGACACUGUCGAGGAACUCAACGACCUGUUUACCGAGGAGUCGAUGGCACAACUGAGCGAUUUUCUCAACGCCAAAUUCGCCGAACGCUUGAGGAAAUGGCUGACCGAUGAUGAAGCACGCAAACUGCAGGAGGCAGCAUUCACAACCUCACGACCACCGCACAAGCAUCGAUACCGGUUCCUACACAGUCAGCCGUGGUCUUCAACAAGCAGUGAAAACGCCAACCCCUUUGUGCUCCUCCUCAACGACCUCCUACCGAGCACUGCCUUCCGAAAAUGGUUGUCUCUCGUGACAGGCCUCACGCUAAAGCAAUGCUCUGUGAUUGCACGCAGAUUUAGACGAGGGCUGGACUAUGAGCUUGCUCAAGCGUAUGAAGGCGAGGAUCCGCAGCUGGAGUACUGUCUAAGCAUCACCCCGACCUCUGGAUGGGUCGAUGGCGACGACCCGGAUGAGGAAGCCAACGGGCAAGCAAAGUCGCAGGACCCGGAAACAGAGUCGGACAACGUCGGUGGCUACGAGCUCUACAUGGCCAGUGAUGAGCCAGAGGACGACGACGCUUCCGACGGUGGUGUGGAAAUUCCCGCUAAGCUGCAAUCGCAGACUGGCGCCGGUGACCGACGAACUGCAUCGCAGAAGAAAGUCGACCCGGCCAUCUACAAGGCUGCGGCGGAUGAUGAGGACGAUGGAAUCAUCAUUAGCAAUCCGGCGAGCUGGAACACUCUUAACCUCGUUCUUCGCGAUCAAGGGACGCUGCGGUUUGUGAAGUAUGUUUCGCAGAGCGCCCCAGGCGAUCGGUGGGACUUUACUGGUUGUGUACAAGUUGAGCCUGAAGAUGAUGAUGAUGAUUGAUUGUAGCGAUGAGAUACUUGACGUUUCAU
Molecule: messenger RNA, 2013 nt
Organism: Neohortaea acidophila
Lineage: Eukaryota; Fungi; Ascomycota; Dothideomycetes; Mycosphaerellales; Teratosphaeriaceae
Product: Oxoglutarate and iron-dependent oxygenase degradation C-term-domain-containing protein
Exons: 1
Coding region: 113-1984 (623 amino acids)
Biological process (GO): regulation of translational termination; peptidyl-proline hydroxylation
Cellular component (GO): cytoplasm
Molecular function (GO): peptidyl-proline dioxygenase activity; iron ion binding; L-ascorbic acid binding
Source: RefSeq, a predicted model, not a curated record